CCCGCUUGCUGAGCUUCUCGCUGGCGUCUCGCACCAUGCUGGACCAGAGAGUGGGCUUCGACGUGCUGCUGGCCUUUGACGCCCUAGCAGCCACGCAGCGAUGGCAUCCUCGACGCUCCAGGGGGCCCCAAUGCCCACUUAUGAACUAGAUGAGUUCAUCCGGUUUGUCCUGCGGCCCCACAGAAGCUGUGAGACGAGGCUCAGCUGCAUGAUGGAACGGCUCGGCACCUUCCUGCAGGGCUCCGAGGAGCUGCGCCUGGAGAGAGAGGCAGCUGUGGGUGGUUCCUAUGGCCGGAAAACGGUCUUGAAAGGCAACUCCGAUGGCACCCUGGUCAUCUUCGUCAGUGACUUUGCACAAUUCCAGGAUCUGAAGAAAAAUCAACAUGAAAUCCUUAACAAAAUCCAGCAGCAGUUGGAAAGAUGUCUAUUAACCAGGCUGUUGGCAGCCAACUUGAAGAUCCAAAGACUCAAUGACAAGCUCACCAUCCAGCUGUUCACAGAAUACCAGAAAAUCACUUUUGAGGUGCUGCCUGCCUUUAACGCUUUAGGCGCCAGUGGCAAGCCCAGCCCCGGGAUCUACAGAGACCUCAUACGUUCCUUGGGUAAGACGGGAGCCAGCCCUGGGGAGUUCUCAGUCUGCUUCACAGAACUCCAGCAGAAGUUUUUUGACAACCGUCCGGAAAAACUUAAGGACCUCAUCCUCUUGAUAAAACACUGGUGGCAUCAAAAGUGCCAGAAAAAGUUGAAUAAUCCAUCCCUGCAGCCCAUGUACGCUCUGGAGCUGCUCACGAUCUACGCCUGGGAGCAGGGGAGCAGAACGGAGAGCUUCAGCAUAGAGGAAGGGCUCCGGAGCAUCCUGAGACUGAUCGAGCAGCAGGAGCAGCUGUGUGUCUACUGGACCAUCAACUACGACUUUGAGAACGAGACCGUCCGGACCUGGCUGCUGAGCCAGAUCCACUCCCCGAGGCCUGUCAUCUUGGAUCCUACUGACCCAACCCAUAAUUUGAGCCAAGAUAAGACAUGCUGGCAGCUGCUGAAACAAGAAGCUCAGAGCUGGUUGUCAUCUCUCACCCUGGAGGAGUCACACAGGUCAUCUUGGAAUGUUCUGCCAGCAGCCCUCUCCGAGACCCCAGGCCACCUUCUAGAUCGCUACAUCAAGGACUUUCUCCAGCCCGACGAAGACUUUAUAGAUCAGAUCUCUAGAGCUGUCGACAUCAUCUGUACAUUCCUUAAAGAAAACUGCUUUCGAGAUUCAACUACAAAGGUUCUGAAGGUCAUCAAGGGCGGCUCCUCGGCCAAAGGCACAGCUCUGAAAACCGGCUCCGAUGCCGACCUCGUGGUGUUCCUCAGUGCCAUGAAGAGCUACACCUCCCAAAAGCAACAGAGGAAGGACAUCAUCAAUGAAAUCCACAAGCAGCUGGAAAUCUGUAGGGAGCAGGAGAAAUUUGAAGUGAAAUUUGAGAUUCCAAAAUGGGAGUUUCCUAGGGUGCUGAGCUUUUCUCUGAAAUCCAAAGAACUCAAGGAAAGGGUUGACUUCGAUGUGCUGCCUGCCUUUAACGCGCUAGGUGAACUGCGAUCCGGUUGUACCCCUGACCCCAAAGUCUACAUUGAGCUCAUUCAUCUGUAUGAAUCCUCAGAUAUCCCAGGGGGUGAAUUUUCUACCUGUUUCACAAAGCUGCAGCGCAACUUUGUUCGACGACGGCCCACCAAACUGAAGGAUCUGAUACGUCUAGUGAAGCACUGGUACAAGCUGUGUGAGAGGAAGUUGAAGCCAUUGGGGCCCCUGCCCCCAAAGUACGCCUUGGAGCUGCUCACCAUCUAUGCCUGGGAGCAUGGCAGCGGGGAGGAUAAUUUUAACACUGCUGAAGGUUUCCGGACGGUCCUGGACUUGGUCACAAAAUACGAGGAGCUCUGCAUCUUCUGGACAGUCAAUUACAACUUUCAGAACAAGACUGUGAGGAGCUUCCUGCUGGCCCAGAUCCAGAAAGCCAGGCCCGUGAUCUUGGACCCAGCUGAACCCACCGGCGAUGUGGGUGGAGGGAGCCGCUGGUGUUGGCGUCUUUUGGCACAAGAAGCUAAGGAAUGGCUGUCCUUUCUUUGCUUCAGAGAUGGGGCUGGAAAGGCAAUGCGCCCAUGGGUCGUGCCGACGGUGCAGACACCAGGAAGCUGUGGAGCUCAGAUACAGCCUAUUGUCAACCAGGUGGUGUGAUUCGGAAGCCGCUGGGAGACACGGAUGUUCGGGCAGGCGCUUCUGCGGAGUUGGUGGCUGCACAGAGGGGAAGCCAGGCCCAUCUGGCCCCUGCCGCUGCUUUGCCUGCUCCAGGACCUUCAGAAAGUCUCACCAUGCCGAGCUCACUCUACCAGUGGGCAUUCAUGCCCACCCAGCUUGCUGUGCCCACAGCUGCUGCCAGCCUUUCUGGAUGCUUCCUGCUAACUUCUUUUUCCUUCAUUCACAGCAGAAGGCUCUCACUGUUACAGUGCAGCCCAGAGUGGACUUGAGUGGUCUGUGGGGCCUCACCUGCGCUCAACCUGCGCUCAAAAUGUAAUUUUCUACUGGCACACAGAGAAAGGGUAAUGGGCUUAUUUUUUAAAAAGGGGGAAAGGAAAAGGAACAACCUAGGGAAAGAGAGAGUGAUACAAAGUAACUGGAAUAUUAACAUCACUGCAGUUCCCAGUGAAACCUUUUGCCUGCCCCUGGGUUCCCAUAACCCUGCAAUCUUG
Molecule: messenger RNA, 2721 nt
Organism: Condylura cristata (star-nosed mole)
Lineage: Eukaryota; Metazoa; Chordata; Mammalia; Eulipotyphla; Talpidae
Gene: OAS2
Product: 2'-5'-oligoadenylate synthetase 2, 69/71kDa
Exons: 12
Coding region: 101-2209 (702 amino acids)
Biological process (GO): negative regulation of viral genome replication; regulation of ribonuclease activity; defense response to virus
Cellular component (GO): nucleoplasm; cytosol; membrane
Molecular function (GO): double-stranded RNA binding; 2'-5'-oligoadenylate synthetase activity
Source: RefSeq, a predicted model, not a curated record